Molecule: messenger RNA, 3077 nt
Organism: Phycodurus eques (leafy seadragon)
Lineage: Eukaryota; Metazoa; Chordata; Actinopteri; Syngnathiformes; Syngnathidae
Product: glucosamine-6-phosphate isomerase 2
Exons: 7
Coding region: 92-865 (257 amino acids)
Biological process (GO): N-acetylglucosamine catabolic process; N-acetylneuraminate catabolic process; carbohydrate metabolic process
Cellular component (GO): cytoplasm
Molecular function (GO): glucosamine-6-phosphate deaminase activity; identical protein binding
Source: RefSeq, a predicted model, not a curated record
CUUGGCGUCACCUGAUUUAUGGAGCAAAAAAACCAAAAAACAAAUAGCACUUUGUUGAUCGGCAGGACAUUUCAUCUGUACAGUGGACACAAUGAGGUUGGUGAUUCUGGACGAUUAUGACCUGGCCAGUGAGUGGGCAGCCAAAUAUAUUCGGAACAGAAUAAUCCAGUUUAAACCCAGCGCCAGCAAUUUCUUCACCCUCGGUCUUCCUACAGGGAGCACUCCAUAUGGCUGUUACCAGAAGUUAAUUGAAUAUUACAGAUGUGGCGCUCUAUCGUUCAAAUUUGUGAAAACAUUCAACAUGGAUGAAUAUGUUGGUCUACCUCGUGCCCACCCCGAGAGCUACCACUCCUACAUGUGGAACAACUUUUUCAAGUUCAUUGACAUUGAUCCCGCCAAUGCUCAUAUCCUGGAUGGAAACGCAGAGGACUUGGAAGCAGAGUGUCAGGCCUACGAGCAAAAGAUUGCAGAGGCUGGAGGAAUCCACUUGUUUGUUGGAGGUAUUGGACCUGAUGGCCACAUAGCAUUUAAUGAGCCCGGAUCCAGUCUUGUCUCUAGAACCAGAGUGAAGACGCUAGCCAAGGACACCAUUGUGGCAAAUGCUCGGUUCUUUGGAAACGACUUCUCCAAGGUUCCUACCAUGGCUCUGACUGUUGGAGUAGGCACUGUCAUGGAUGCCAAGGAGGUAAUGAUUCUGAUCACUGGCGCACACAAAGCCUUUGCUCUGUAUAAAGCUAUCGAAGAAGGAGUGAACCACAUGUGGACAGUAUCAGCGUUCCAGCAGCAUCCGCACACCAUCUUUGUAUGUGAUGAGGACGCCACGCUAGAGCUACGAGUCAAAACUGUGAAAUACUUUAAAGAUUGAUUGCUAAACUGUCAAUGCAAUGACAGAUCAGCAGCUGACAGAAUACGUUCCCCAAACUGGAGACUGAAUUGCAAUCCAUCAGUACUGCAGAAGCGGAGUGGUUUUGUUUGAAGGAACCAACAGAACCAUAUCCAAAGGAACUGAAGCUUUGAUUUCAAAAAUUAAACAAAGGUAGGUAUCCAGCAAUGGCCUUACCGAGAAGUGUGUGGAAAAAACUGUUUGGCAAUUCUAAUGUCUCAAAAGAACACCGGGAGGCACAAGACAUUUAAAGGCCCAAAGUAUACAGCAAUGUCAGAAUUCAUAGAAACAGGCAAAAUACGAGUUUCCACCUGGAAAAAAAAAUCUAAACUCGGCAAGGAAAGUAAUUUGGAAUUUUCAAUGUGAGACUUCACUGAAGAAAUGCUUGAGCCAAAAACAACAUUAGGUGAGCAGUAUGAAAAGCGAAUGGUGAAAACAUUCCGACUCUAUUGGUCAUGCAAAAGUGUCUCGACUGAUCGUGUUCUUGAUGAACCACGACAACUCUUCUGAGAGUUUGACUGUAUUGGAAGAAAUGGCUUGCCUUGGACAGGGGACUUGUGGGAGUGGUAGGUGGACUCUUGACAGAGAACAAUAUUGGCGAUGAACAAGUUAUCAUUAUUGACACGAACUCUGUCUUCAGACAUACCUUUGCUGAUUAUGCCACUUAUGAUCUUGAUGAGCCCCUUGACGACACCGUCCCCAUGGAGCUCUUAGAAGUGGAAAAUCCACCUCCAGCCCAAGUCUCAUCCACUUAAAUCCACCCCGUGCCUCACUGGGUGACAUUCUUCAGUAAAUGCACCCAUGGAGGCACAAUGAAGAUAACGAUGCCAUGACAUGAAAGACGAAUGGGUUGACCGACCUAAAGUCAUGGUCCUGGGAUACAACAUGGUUCAAUAUUUUCCCAGCAUUGGCCAAGCCCUUUGAUUUGUAUUGUCUCAGCCUUGAACUGAUGGAAAAUGACCUGCUUUGGGCAAUUUUACACAGAAUUCCCUCUGAAGAAAAGGAAGUGGCUGAACAAGCAAUGAAUGAUGAUCUGUCUGUAGCUGGAUCUGAGGCGUGGAUAGAUUUCAUUGACACUCAUGAUGUUAAAUUUCUUGUCAAUAAGGGGAAUGGGAAGAAAACUUUGAGGUGAUAUAAUGAUGAUGUUCAAGAUCCCACGUGUAUUGCAAAUACUGGUCCAGUGUACUAAAGGAACUGAAAUUACCACUUGGAGGACUGGAUGAAGUAUAUGCUGGCCUUACCCUGACACCAAGUUCAUUGUAAUUCAGUCAUUUGUUUUCUCUCAUUAAAUAUAUUGAAUAUUGUUGAACAUAAGGUUUUUGCUGGUGUUUGUCACUUGGUCUGUAUGAAAGAAAAAAAUCAUUGUACUGCAUGGAUUUGACUAAAAUUUUCAGACAAAGUGGGUGCUAUGAUGAGGAACAAGUGAUUAUAUUUUUCUAUUGAUUCAGACAUUUAUGCUUCAAGUGUCAACAUUUUUCUGAAAAUGCCUCAUUCCUCAAAGCAUAUACUCUCGGUGUGAUGUACACAUGACAUCUACUGGCCAAUGAUGAUACUGCGUCAACUGAUCAGGAAAACUAAUAUUUAAUGAGUCCUCUAUAGUGCCAAAAGUAUUAUUUUGUACCGUAUGUGCUUACGGUUGACUUUGGAAGGCUUAAAAUAGCAUGAUAUAGGCCCUUUAAAAACUUUGUUUUAGUGUGGCUUUAUGCGCACACACAGUCAUAGAGCUAUCAAAGCCAACAUUUAGAGAGUGUGAAUUGGAGGUGACAGCCACAUGGGUUGUCUAGUGUGGCGUGGGUGGUGUAUGUGAUGUGGAACUAAUAUCUUAUUUUUGUUGUUGAAAAGGGCAGAUCUUUCAGUGGAUCAGAAGAUCUAUGUGCGAUUCUUCGCGCCAGAGCACCCGAUUACAAGGAGGCCAAUGUCCCAUACGUGUGGCUGUGUUCUGGAGUUGCCCAACAACGAGGUGGCUCCGACACUGAGUAAACUACUAAGUUAAAAAAAAAAAAAAAAAAAAAGUUAAAUGAGCUGAAUUUGUUCUAUUUAAAUAGUUAAAAACCUUUGAUAGACCCAGAUAUUGAUGUCUGACGGACAGUUUGGCAGCUGCCUUGUCCAGAAUGUGUUUAUUGGUCUUCUAUAAUGUAAUAUGCUAUGAUCAGAUUUUUUUCUUUUUUUCUUUAGGCAGAUUAUGCACUUUCAU